CGAGGGCCAAGAACUGGAUGACUGUCGUUUUCUCCCUAAACACCAUUCUAUAUAUUUCUCUCCUCAGGUGUUUCGGAUGUUCUUAGGACAGAUGGUAGAUGUAUUAGUUUACAUCCAUCGGCAAAAUAUUUUUCACCGGUGAGAAGGAUUUGAUUUUUUUUCUUUUAGCAGAGGAGACGCAACUCCCAUCAGCUUGAGGGUGGUUUGGGGUGUUGAUCCUCUGCUCUAAAAGCAGAUGGGGCAUGGCCCAUUUGGAAAGGAUGCUCUGGAGUUUUAAGGGGUGAAAUGGUGCAUAAAGAGACCCAAAUAUUUGGCCCAACCCAAUCUGGAUAGGAAUUCGAGGAUGCCAGCAGGCUGAUUCUCUGAUUGGGGUUUCUCCUGCUGUUACUAUGUGGAUCUUAGCAGUGCAAGCAUUAAGUGAAAGGUUCUGCAUCUUUACCCAGCUGCAGCUCCAUUUUAAAGUGGGUGACGCUGUUCUGCUCUGUUUCAGAAAUCUCAAACCAUCUAACAUCCUUUCAACUGGGGAGGCGUCUUUCAUGGUUUGCGAUUUCAGCUCGGAAACCCUCAUGACAGAUGAGAUGAAAUGGAAGAUAAGAGUAGAAGAAGAGCCUGACUCUAAAUGCUGGAUGGCUCCAGAGGCGCUCAAUUUUUCCUUUAGUGACAAAUCGGACAUUUGGUCAUUGGGCUCUAUUCUGCUUGACAUGAUAACCUGUUCUUAUGUGAAGGUGAAAGAGCCUCUGUUGUUAUUGCACAACAUUAAGAAGGAGGCCUGUGUUCUCGAGGAGGCUGUGAGCACCAUGAAACAACUGGAUCCCGCCUUGUCUUCUCUUCUGUUUCUGAUGUUGAAAAUUGAUCCGUCUCUGAGGCCAACCUCAGUGUGAGUCCAGAUGCGUUCUCCCAUUAGGAUUAUUACUUUCAGGAUUUUUAACACACUUUUGGAGUUCACACCUUCCCCAGUGAUACACAUUGCGAUAGAAACAGACCACCUUUUUGUGGCUGCUGCAGUUAAGUGGGCAUCACAGCAGUGUGUGUGUUUUCUGAACUUCCUUGCAGUCUUAUUCAAGAGCAGCUCUCAGGAUCACACAACAUACUUGUGCUGAUUUUUCUCUAGGGGGUAUUGUCUGAACCUAGCCAUUUUGGUUUCCAAAUCAUGGUUUAUGGCUCAGUGUGUUGGGUUACCCAGUCAACUGUAGUGAUAUAGUAAAUGAUGAUGAAGCAAAUUGUGCCUUAAUUUUUGAAUAAACCUAGCUGUUGCCUCCUGUCAACUACAUUGCGUCAGCCAAGCUGGAUUCAGGAAAACUGUG
Messenger RNA from Python bivittatus (Burmese python), 1304 nucleotides. The record is from RefSeq and is a predicted model, not a curated record. NCBI's taxonomy places the organism in Eukaryota, Metazoa, Chordata, Lepidosauria, Squamata, Pythonidae.